Molecule: messenger RNA, 490 nt
Organism: Hevea brasiliensis (rubber tree)
Lineage: Eukaryota; Viridiplantae; Streptophyta; Magnoliopsida; Malpighiales; Euphorbiaceae
Product: small polypeptide DEVIL 4-like
Exons: 1
Coding region: 132-272 (46 amino acids)
Biological process (GO): negative regulation of cell population proliferation
Source: RefSeq, a predicted model, not a curated record
UCUCAUUCCAUUUCAACCCAACUCUCCAUUCGUUACAGCAAAAUACCACCUCCAAAAAAAAAAAAAAAUCUUCACUCGCAUUGGAAAAAAAAAAAAAAAAGAAUAGAAGAAGCUGCAGUUUAUCAGUAGAGAUGAAGAUGAGCAGUGCUACCAUGGGAAGCUCAAAGAGAAGGAUUUCUAGCAGAGGUCUCGGAGCUGCCCUUAGAGAGCAAAGGGCUAGGCUUUAUAUUAUAAGGAGAUGUGUGGUCAUGCUCCUUUGUUGGCAUGACUAGCAAGCUAGCUAGCCAAGGAAGAAGAUACACCAUUUUCCUUAUUUCUUUUCCUUGGUGGAGUAGUCAGUAGUGUUGUGUAAAUAUCUGCGGCAGGAUAUUCAUAAUGUUACCGGAGCUAUAUUCUCAACAAAUUUUGCUGUUGUGUUUCCCUUAUAAUUUGUAUACACAUCAAUCGGAUAGUAUUAAUUAAUUAAAACUACUUCUAUAUUAUCUCACAA